This is a messenger RNA of Polypterus senegalus (gray bichir), 1750 nucleotides long. RefSeq lists its product as uncharacterized. The transcript has 3 exons. Bases 687 to 1541 code for a protein of 284 amino acids. Lineage: Eukaryota; Metazoa; Chordata; Cladistia; Polypteriformes; Polypteridae. The record is from RefSeq and is a predicted model, not a curated record.
GCAGUGGAAAAGCGCCAUAAAUGAGAUCUAUACAGUAAACAUCCCAAUGAGUUCUUUUAGUUCACCAUUCAAGAACUGAGCUUGCACUCAAUCAGUCCAGUAUUCAUUCACUUAAUUAUAAUGAUUUUAUCAAUCAAAUAAUUCACUGAUCAUCCACUACAUUGAUUUUUAAUUCCUGGAGCAGAUAUGUCUUCUAGUGCAGUUUAUACUUUUUACAUAAGAUAUUAAAAACGUUGUUAAAAAAUAAACUGAAAGUUCAAACAGCAGCCCACUUGUAGAACUCGGGGCCAUUGUGGGGUUCCUGUGUGUCUUUUUUAUUUGUUAGUUCUGAGCUCUGGAAUGAUAUCCACUAUAAAAGGCGCUAUUUAAAUUGAAUAGACGUGUAUGAGACGUAUCGUCCUUUUUCAGAAGUGCAAUGGUGCAGACAGUUGCUGCUACCUGGUGCCACAUUGUAAUCCCCUUCAGGUCAUCUGUGUUAAGUGACAAAUGCUCAUUAAAGUUUAAAGUGGUUACCUGCCAGGAGUGAUCAAGUUUAGCUUCUCCCUUAAUGAUAAACUGUGUGCAGUCCAAGAUACUGCUGAGGCAGCAGUACCCACAUAACAGUAAAAGAAGACGGACCACAGAAGGAGAAAAUAGGCCAUUUCAACAGCAGUGUGAUCAAUAAAACUGCAGGCGUGUAACCUGAUAUGAGACCAUGCAACAACAGGAUACAUCCAAGGAGCUUUAAAGGUUACUGCGUGCAUGAAAAGGAUGAAAGCAGAAAGGACAGAGCUGAUGGGGAGCAGAAAGGCCUGAAACAUGAGCUCAGCCCACCGUCAGGGCUUCCACAGAGUAAAAUCCUGUCCUGCUCAGCCGCAGGGCUUGACAUUGACUCCCUCAGUGGCGGGAGGCCUGGUAUUCCAGUGGGAUUUCACCUCAGUGACCAGGACCCAAGCAGAAUGGCUCAGCUAGGCCACAUGUCAUCAGAGACCCCCUGGAGGAGAUUCUUAGUUGAGGCUCACUGGCUCAACGGCUGUCCAGAGGAAUGGAAAGAGCCGUGUCCAUCGGCAUUGCCAGCGAGGUCUUUGGGUGUAGAUGCCGCUUCUGAAGAUAAGACCAGGGUCCCCGUGGAAGAUAAAGUUUUACUUCGGGAAGGUUGCCACUCUUGUCAGACCACAAAGGAAAAACAGCAGCUGUCUAAGGUUUCUGAAGAAACAAACUCACCUUGUCCAAGAUGUCCAAAGUGCAAUUCGGUCACAGUGAAAAUAUUCAAGCACCUUGGGGGUACCCUGGAGAACCCAACCGAGUUGAAGACAGUUUUGUCACCUCCUUCAUCCAAGCCACCUGCAAGGAUCCGAUUCCCAUCCUUAAAAUUCAAAGUGUGCCCUCUGAGCAGAGUCUCAGCUCUUGGCCAAGAAUCCAUCCAGACCCUACGUUCACUUUGUGCUGCCUGGCAGAAUCAUGCAUGCUGUCACCAUUAUUACCUCAUAGCGGCUAUUUGUUGGCUUACCUGCAUUGUAAUGGUGGUUUUGAUUCUUAUAACGAGCAUAAUAUUGCGAUAAAUUGUUAACUUUAUUAACAUUAAAUGUUGCUGGACAAUGGUCAGCUGAAGGACAACUCUAUUAAAGGGGAACAUUAAGACUGAUUAUUUUUCUUUAAAUGACAUGAGGGUGGCUACUUUUAUAAACUUCCUCAGUGGAAUGAGAAAAAAAAAUCAUGUAAAACGAGAAAUAAAGGCAAAGUCUUAAAAUAUUAAAAGUCUUAAAAAAUU